Molecule: messenger RNA, 816 nt
Organism: Adineta steineri
Lineage: Eukaryota; Metazoa; Rotifera; Eurotatoria; Adinetida; Adinetidae
Source: the annotation of a GenBank genome assembly
AUGGCUUCAACGACAAGUGGAAAGAUCGCUGAAUUUCGUCGUUUGUUAGCCAAUGCUCGUUCUGUUCUUGUCUUAACCGGUGCAGGAGUAUCAGCUGAAUCUGGUGUUCCAACAUUUCGUGGUAGUGGUGGUCUUUGGAGACAAUAUCGAGCAACAGAUUUAGCAACUCUAACAGCUUUUAAUCGUUCACCUUCUCUUGUUUGGGAAUUUUAUCAUUAUCGAAGAGAAGUUGUUCGAACAAAACAACCAAAUAAGGCUCAUAUAGCAUUAGCAGAAGCAGAAAAAAGAUUUGAAAAAGAAGGAAAACGGUUUAAUGUUAUAACACAAAAUGUUGAUGGUCUUCAUCGGAAAGCUGGAUCAAAAAAUUUAAUUGAAAUGCAUGGAAAUCUUUUUGUGGUUCGAUGUACUUCAUGUAAUUUUAUUGAAGAAAAUACAUCCAGUCCGAUUUGUGAAUCAUUAAGAAAUCGAGGUUUGCCAGAUGAAAAUGGUCCUGAAAUCGAUGAAAAAGAUUUGCCACAUUGUCGAAAAUGUAGAUCUCUUCUUCGUCCUCAUAUUGUUUGGUUUGGUGAACAAAUUUGGAAUGAUGUUUUAGAAAAGAUCGAAAAAGAAAUUCAAUUAUGUGAUUUAUUUUUAGUUGUUGGAACAUCAUCUGUUGUUUAUCCAGCAGCUGGUUAUGCAUCACUUCUUUCUGAAAGAAGUAUUCUUGUUGCUGAAAUAAAUAUUGAAACAACACCUUCAACUUCUAUUGCAAAUUAUCAUUUUCAUGGUCCUGCUGCACAAAUUCUCCCACAAUUAUUAUCAACAAAUGUUAAUUAA